AUGCCGAAAGUUGUGUCUCAUCCAAAUAGACAGACAAACAUGACGGAUGGACGAACGGAUGACGAUGGACCGACGGAUGAACGGAUGGGUGACGAAUGGAUAGACAAACGGAGGAACGGAUGGAUGGAUGGACAUACGUCCAUGUAUGUAUGUAUGUGUGUGUGUAUGUGUGUGUGUGUGUGUGUGUGUGUGUGUGUAGCAGUAGAUGGAGAAGAAUUUCCUGAAAACAGAGAGUAUGAAGUUGAUUCGUUGAAAGUGUCAAAGAAGGAAUGA
Molecule: messenger RNA, 273 nt
Organism: Brugia pahangi
Lineage: Eukaryota; Metazoa; Nematoda; Chromadorea; Rhabditida; Onchocercidae
Source: the annotation of a GenBank genome assembly